UUAAAGCUGGCAGUUUAAAUUUUCUUCGCAAGAAUAAUUAAUCAUAUAAUAAACGUAUAAUUGCUGUUAAUAUCUCUUCGAAGUUGUGGUUACCUGGAAGAUGGAUUAAUUAUUUUAUAUAAUUACAUUUUGUAUAUCCAAAUUUUUGGGAUUUAAGCGUGGAGUCAAGUCAAUAAAGAAACACGGACAUUUAUUAUAAUCCUUUGAAUCAAAGAUUGGUUCUUUGAAUGGUUUUUGGGCUAUUUAAUUUUGUCCAUAAUCAAGAAUUAACAAACAGGGCAAAAAUCGUUGCGAUCAAUUAGUUACGUACGGGAAUGCAGUCCGCUUAUCAAUAUGUAACACACACAAAAACCUGUUUGAAGAUAAGAGUUUGGGAAAUUUUCUAAUCCACAUCAAGGCGUUUCAAGGUUUUAUCUUGCAGAUUGUAAAUACACGUAAGUGGCUCAAUACGUACCUCCUCGUUAAGUAAUUCAAUGGGGCAUGGAACAGUAGCGACGUCUAGUGAAACCAGCGUAGGCACUCAGCCUGGAGGAAGUGUUACGUCGCGAACUGCCUCAGAAACGCCGCAAGUUCCAACGUCGAGUGGACACCAUACGGGUGCCAAGUUUAGGCACGGUCUCCUUCAACUCAUGAUUCACACAAUUGACCCCCUUCAUGAUGGUCAGUAUGCAGGAAAGGUAGACGAAAAGGCCACUCAGCUGCACGCGAUCGCAUCCCUUAAGGUACUCCUGGAUGCAACAAAGCCACAUAAUGGAGCUGCAACUAGUUCAGCUGCCAACCACGUUAGUGCCGUUAAACAAGAAACAAUGUUAGCACCUAGUAAUAUUGCGGAUAUGCCGAACGGAGUCGCUAACGUUUUAACAGAUAUUAAUCUGGAGACGCGGCGCAUGUCAUCUGUACGAGCACGUAAGUCACUGACCUCACAAGCAGUGGUGUGUCUACAGGUUGGAGAUACAGACGACGACACUCCAGAAGCGAUGGAUAUGAGUUGGCCUUCUGAAGCUAGGAAAAGAUUAACGUAUAUAUUAUUAGCACCCAUUGUCUUCCCACUUUGGCUCACUUUGCCAGACACACGCUCACCUAGAGGUAAGAAAUUCUUCCCCAUCACGUUUUUGGGUAGUAUAUUAUGGAUAGCUGCUUAUUCGUACCUUAUGGUAUGGUGGGCUAAUGUGGUGGGAAGAACGGUACGAAUCCCUCCUGAGGUUAUGGGACUAACAUUCUUAGCGGCCGGCACCUCCAUCCCGGAUCUCAUCACCUCUGUCAUUGUGGCUCGCAAGGGCUUCGGCGAUAUGGCCGUUUCAUCUUCCGUCGGUAGCAACAUCUUUGAUGUUACUGUCGGGUUACCAGUGCCUUGGUUAUUGUACGGCAUUAUAUAUGGAGAGGGAGUAAAGGUCAACUCGGUUGGCAUGGUGUGUUCAAUCACAAUCCUUUUCAUGAUGCUUAUAUUUGUCAUUAUGUCUAUUGCGUGUUUCCAUUGGAAAAUGAACAAAAGUCUUGGUUUUACUAUGUUUCUUUUGUAUUUUGUCUUCGUAGCGGUGUCGCUAAUGUUUGAGUAUGGAAAAUUAGUGUGUCCAUUUUAAAGAGAGUGAACACUUUAGUAGUUAGGACAUAGACAUAGCGAAUUUAGGUGAAUGCGUUUGUACAGGUUUUAAAGGAGACGAUAAACAUUACUUCGGGUUUUAUUCAACUAGUAGUUACGGACAUGAUUCUUUUGCGAACCAAUUUGCUGCAAAGAACUGAAAAAAAAAGAUAUUGCUAUAUAUUUUUGUUAAAAUUAUGCAUCGAAUAUAUUUUCCUGCACUUGUUAUCCAAUUACCACGACUUUAGGUGAAUAUGAUCAAUUUAUGAAACUCUUGAAAAGAACCCGAAGAUAACUGCUACAAGCUAUUGGUGUUCAGCACAAAAAAGACAUCAACUUCCAAGCUACUACAUUACUGUCAUUUGUAACAAAUUAAUCAAAACUUACUUUUUUGUAGUGCGUCCCAUGCCAUGAUAGCAAUAAUUUAGUAAUAUAGCCAAUAGAGUAAAAAAUAGAUGUUUUUAUAACAAAAAAAGUCGUGUUAUUACGUGCACAAUUUUUAAGCAUGUACUAAUAAAUGUGUAUUAAGCAUUUUUAUAAACAUUUAGAGAAUUUAUUACUUAUUUUAGCAAUUUUACAUAACUGGACAAAUAAUAAGUUAAUAUUUAAUUGAUAAAUAUACAGUUUUCGUAUCUGUAGAAGGUGCUGCGUUGUGAUUUUCUUUGACUCGACAAAAUUUUAUGCACUUUUGUUUAAUAAUUAUUCAUGACUUUGGUUUACAACACUGCACCUUUUACGUGGAGGUAGAAAUAUACAUAACGAUAUUUUAACAUAUCAUAACGCUUAGCAGGCAGAUAAUGAAGAACAAAGAUAUACUUUAUCUUCCCGAAGUAAGCAGCACUGUAGAUUGCCAUAAUGCUAGUUAUUUUGAAAGAUACUUUAGAGUUAGAUAUAUUAGAAGGUGUAUAUAUAUGAUUAUUUAAGGCACUGAGACUUGCGUCUCUUUAAUGGAAGUGCCUAGUGUUAUAUUAAUUUUAUUUUACCUGUUGUGAUAUAACAGAACUUUAAAUGUAUCGUAAUCAAUUGAAAUUCUUGUGUAGUAUGUAACAUACUCGUCGUAUUAUUUUUUUUAAGGUAGAUCCCAUGACGCCGGAAGUUAAUAAAAAAGUUCCAAGUACCAAAAUCAUUGCUUGCAUACGGCUUGGAGACUCAACAUUUAAGUUUAAUAUUGAGCAGUAAUUGUUUCAUAAACUCAACUACUUGGACACUUUUUUAUUCAUUUCACGCGUCUCAAUUUUGAGUUUCAAUAAUGUGCGAGCGCCAUUUUUUGUUUAAAAUAAGAUCUACGCUCAAACUCAUCUAUUCGCACAAAUAGCAUCCUAGAGCAAUUUUCUAAAUUGUAUUCUAAAAAAGCAAUACGUUUCCAAAUUCUUGUUUUAGUCAUCUCUUUCUUACGAAUAUAGUAAUACAAGACCGUGAAGCAGAAGAAGUGGUGCUCGCAGUUUAUUUUUUGGUACGUUAACGCUUUAAUGUGAUACUUUGUACAAGAAAAAGUUUAUUACUAUUUAAUAUAGAAUACCUAACACUUACGUAUAAGUAUAUAUUUGAUGUAAAAGUUUACCUAAAUCGAAAAAAAUUGAUAUAUUUAGUUUGCUUACAUAGAAAUCUGUAUUUAAUCUUUCGAGACGGAACCCAAAUUAUACAAAUGUUCGCAAUUUUAA
Photinus pyralis (common eastern firefly) is the source of this 3240-nucleotide messenger RNA. RefSeq names its product sodium/potassium/calcium exchanger Nckx30C-like. NCBI's taxonomy places the organism in Eukaryota, Metazoa, Arthropoda, Insecta, Coleoptera, Lampyridae. Gene Ontology annotation, molecular function: calcium channel activity; calcium, potassium:sodium antiporter activity. The record is from RefSeq and is a predicted model, not a curated record. Gene Ontology annotation, cellular component: membrane. Bases 474 to 1580 code for a protein of 368 amino acids. The transcript is spliced from 8 exons. Gene Ontology annotation, biological process: calcium ion transmembrane transport; intracellular calcium ion homeostasis.